UAGUUUUAACAGGAAAACAAAAAUAAAUAAAACUCCUUUCCUGCACACACACAGAGAAGGGGAGAGAGAGAGAGAGCAAGCGCUGAGGGUUUUGCUGCAGCUAUCUUAUUGAUUUGUGGUGGUGGGUUUAUGAGGGUUUGAAACCCAGAAAGCAGAGAAGCAGUAGUAGUAGGAGAAGCAACACAAGAGACGAGCGAAGAUGAGGAUAAUGAUAAAAGGAGGGGUGUGGAAGAACACCGAGGAUGAGAUCUUGAAAGCGGCGGUCAUGAAAUAUGGCAAGAAUCAAUGGGCUCGAAUCUCCUCUCUUCUCGUCCGCAAGUCUGCCAAACAGUGCAAGGCUCGCUGGUACGAGUGGCUCGACCCCUCCAUCAAAAAGACUGAGUGGACAAGAGAAGAGGAUGAGAAACUGCUUCAUCUUGCUAAACUCAUGCCCACACAAUGGAGAACAAUUGCACCAAUUGUUGGUCGUACUCCAUCGCAAUGCCUUGAGCGGUAUGAGAAACUCCUUGAUGCAGCCUGCGCUAAGGACGAGAACUAUGAACCAGGGGAUGACCCUCGGAAAUUGCGUCCUGGAGAGAUUGACCCAAACCCUGAGUCCAAGCCAGCACGUCCAGAUCCUGUUGAUAUGGAUGAGGAUGAGAAGGAAAUGCUUUCUGAAGCACGAGCUCGGUUAGCCAACACAAAGGGAAAGAAGGCAAAGAGGAAAGCUAGGGAGAAGCAGCUUGAAGAGGCUAGGAGACUCGCUUCUUUACAGAAGAGGAGAGAGUUGAAGGCAGCUGGGAUUGAUAAUAGGCACCGAAAGAGGAAAAGAAGGGGAAUAGACUAUAAUACGGAGAUUCCAUUUGAGAAGAAGGCUCCUGCUGGAUUUUUUGAUGUCUCCGACGAAAAUAGGCCUGUAGAUCUGGUCAAAUUUCCGGUCACAAUUGAAGAACUUGAAGGGAAAAGAAGAAAUGAUGUGGAAGCACAAUUGAGAAAACAGGAUAUUGCGAAGAACAAAAUUGCGCAAAGGCAGGAUGCUCCGUCAUCUAUAUUGCAAGCCAACAAGAUGAAUGAUCCGGAAACAGUUAGGAAGAGGUCGAAACUUAUGCUUCCUGCUCCACAGAUUUCGGAUCAUGAGUUGGAGGAGAUUGCAAAGAUGGGAUAUGCUAGUGAUCUUCUUGCAGGGAGUGAGGAAGUUAGUGAAGGAAGUGGUGCAACACGUGCUCUUCUUGCAAAUUAUGCACAGACACCACAGCCAGGAAUGACGCCUUUACGAACUCCCCAAAGAACACCUGCUGGUAAGGGUGAUGCUAUUAUGAUGGAAGCAGAAAAUCUAGCCAGGUUGAGAGAGUCUCAGACACCAUUAUUAGGAGGAGAAAAUCCAGAGUUGCAUCCUUCUGAUUUUUCAGGGGUCACUCCUAAGAAACGGGAGUUACAGACACCAAAUCCGAUGCUGACUCCAUCAGCAACUCCUGGAGCUGCUGGACUAACUCCUAGAAUUGGCAUGACACCAUCAAGGGAUGGCUUUUCUUUUAGUAUGACCCCUAAAGGAACUCCACUCAGGGAUGAACUUCAUAUUAAUGAAGACAUGGAUAUGCAUGAAUCUGUGAAACUUGAACAACGAAGGCAAGCUGAUUUGAGAAGGAACUUGCGGUCGGGUUUAACCAAUCUUCCACAGCCCAAGAAUGACUACCAGAUAGUUAUGCAACCGGUUCCGGAAGAUAAUGAAGAACAGGAGGAGAAGAUUGAAGAAGAUAUGUCUGAUAGGUUAGCUAGAGAAAGAGCUGAGGAAGAGGCACGGCAGCAGGCAUUACUUAGGAAAAGAUCUAAAGUACUGCAAAGGGAGCUUCCUAGACCUCCUGCAGCUUCUUUGGAUCUAAUUAGAAAUUCUCUGAUGAGAGCAGAUGGAGACAAGAGUUCCUUUGUUCCUCCCACUUCUAUCGAGCAGGCAGAUGAAAUUAUAAGAAAGGAGCUUCUAGCCCUGCUAGAUCAUGAUAAUGCAAAGUAUCCUGUUGACAAAAAAAUGAAUAAGGAGAAAAAGAAAGGUUCCAAGCGUUCUGCAGAUACAACUUAUGUCCCAGAAAUUGAAGAUUUUGAAGAAGAUGAGCUUAAAGAGGCUGAUUCUCUGAUAAAGGAAGAGGCACAGUAUCUUCGUGUGGCAAUGGGGCAUGAGGAUCAAUCCCUAGAUGAAUUUGUUGAAGCACACAAAACUUGUCUAGGUGAUCUCAUGUACUUCCCCACCCGUAGUGCUUAUGGUCUCUCAAGUGUUGCUGGAAACAUGGAAAAACUGGCAGCCUUGCAGAAUGAAUUUGACAAUGUGAAAAGGAAGAUGGAUGGAGAUAAAGCUAAGGCAGAAACCCUUGGGAAGAAGGUUGAAAUUCUCACACAAGGUUAUGAGAAACGGGCUAGAAUGGGUCUCUGGCCACAAAUUGAGGCAACCAUAAAGCUGAUGGACACUGCUGCAACAGAACUUGAGUGCUUCAAAGCUUUACAAAAGCAAGAGCAAUUAGCAGCGUCGUACCGUAUAAAUGGUAUCCGGGAGGAAGUUCAGAAACAAAAAGAGCUGGAGCGAACUUUGCAGGGGCGGUAUGGAGAUCUUGUAGCAGAGCUGGAAAGGGUACAAAGCCUCAUGGAAAAAUACAGAGUACAAGCACAAAAGGAAGAAGAAAUUGCAGCCAAGAAUCGUGCUCUAGAGUUGGCUGAGGCUGAAGAAGGUAAGACUGUUGUGCCAAGCACAGAGACUCCUGUGCCUAUAGCCUCUGAUGAACAACUUGGAAGCUCUGUUCCAGUUGGACCAUCCCACGAUGAAAAUGAAGGACAGCAAAGGGAUGCUUCACGAAGCCCAAAAACUGAUAUGGAUGUUGAUAUCGAGAAAGAGCAUGAAACACUGUGCAUAGACGCAACAGUUGUUCAAGAUAAUGGUCCGGAAGGUUCUGAUAUUCAGCUCUCAGAGUCUGAAAGAAACCCUGGUGGAGUUCUGGACACGGUUGUGGAGAAUGAUAAGAUGAUUACCAACUCGGUUGAUGAUGUGGCUGGUGAUAGUAGCACGAGUACUGAGGUUGCCAAGGAGGCUCAGGAUAUUGAGGAUCAGCUGAAUGUUGUGGAAGCUAGAAAACUGGAUGGUGUCUUGACCAAGCAAGAAGACCAAGUCUCAGAAGCAAGUGGCAAUGAUGAUUUCGGCAGUGGAGAUGCCAAGCAAGUUUCUGGUGACAAAUAGGAGGUGGCGAUUUUGGCUGGAGAUGGCAUAUAUCCAAUUUUAAAUGUUUGGAAGUUGAGAAGAAAUCAAACUCUUUCUGAAUGGGAUUUAACUGAGAAGCAAACUAAACUACAAUUGCAGAUAAGAACAGGAAAUGAAGUUGGAAAUGUAACAGAAGUUGUGAUCUGAGAGCAGUAAUCAGGGGCCUUUAAAGAGUCAGACUGUUCUAAUUUUGUCAUUAAGAUCUUAAUGUGGACAAGGAUAAGAUCAUAAUCUGGUCAUGUGUACGGUAUAGCUGUUAUUAAAUGAGGAACUAUUAUAGCUUUCCUUGCGAUAA
This is a messenger RNA of Quercus robur (English oak), 3512 nucleotides long. Its product is annotated as cell division cycle 5-like protein. The record is from RefSeq and is a predicted model, not a curated record. Lineage: Eukaryota; Viridiplantae; Streptophyta; Magnoliopsida; Fagales; Fagaceae. Gene Ontology annotation, cellular component: spliceosomal complex; Prp19 complex. Gene Ontology annotation, biological process: mRNA splicing, via spliceosome. The transcript is spliced from 4 exons. Bases 200 to 3196 code for a protein of 998 amino acids.